AUGGUAAGCCCCAUUCCGGAUCAACAACUCGGCUGCAGCAAAGACCGCCUGCACAUUAAUCUAUUAAUAUCCUCACACCUGACUAUAAAUUCUCAACUGAUUAAUAUCGAGAGCCUCGUCGUCUACCAUUUACACUCGACCCCUUUCUACUUUUGUGACGGAGACUCACCCGAGAUGGUCAAUUUCUCAUUUACAGUAGCGCUCUUGUUCUCGACGGUGAGCUGGGCAUCGACGCAAGCUGUGCCUGAACCCGCGGCCGUCCAAAAUGUGCCGUCCGCAGCGCAUUGCAGAAAUAUCCCAGGAGACGCGGCAUGGCCCCCGGCGCAGGCCUGGUCCAGACUCAACAGCACCGUCAACGGCGGCCUGAUGGCGACCGUGCCUCUUGGCUCCGUCUGCCACGACCCCGACUACGACGCGGCCAAGUGCAGGGCGUUGGCUGAUGGCUGGGGUCUCGCCCAGCUCGUGUACGCAUUCCGGCCCAAGAAUGAGUUCAUGUCCUUGUACUUCCAAAACAAUACCUGCACGCCCUUUUCGCCGCGGUCCGCGAAGUGCGACCUGGGCAACUAUGUGUCCUACUCAAUCGACGUGCGAUCCGUCGACGACGUCAGGGCGGGACUCGAGUUUGUCCAGCGCCACAAUAUCCGUUUGGUGAUUAAGAACUCUGGGCAUGACUUCAACGGUCAGAGCACGGGCAAAGGAGCACUAGCCUUGUGGAUGCACAAUUACAACAAGACGAGGCUUAUUAAAGAGUUUGCCUCUUCAUAUUACAAUGGUCCUGCCCUUGAAGUGCAAACUGGUGCAGAAGGUGGUGUAGCCGCCGCGUACGCCAAUGACCAUGGCUACACGGUCGUAUCCGGCGCAUGCCCAACUAUAAAAAUGGCAGGAGGAUACCUUGCCGGCGGCGGCCACGGUUACUUGAACGGCGUGUACGGCUUCGCGGCCGACAACGUGCUGGCGUGGGACGUUGUCCUUGCAGACGGCUCCCGCGUCGUGGCCACGCCGACCCGCCACCGCGACCUAUACUGGGCGCUGUCCGGCGGCGGCGGGGGCGCGUUCGGCGUCGUGCUCUCGGCCACGGUGCGCGUGUUCCGCAACGAAGUCGCCGCCAACGCCGCCUUUUCCUUCUCGGCGGCGCAAGCCGGCGGCGCCGCGCCGUACUGGCGCUCCGUCGCCGCGUUCCAGCAGCAGCUCACGCCGCUGCUCGACCACGGCGCCGUGGCCGAGUACCAGCUGAGCGACGGCGGGCUGGUCGUGAGCGGCAUCAUGGUGCCCGGCCAAACGAGCGACGCGCUGCGGGCGCUGCUCCGGCCGCUGGUCAGGGGCCUCGAGCGCGCGUCCGGCUUGCGUCUGACGGAAGCUGCGCUGGCCAUCAAGUACGCGCAGGCCGACAGCUACUAUGCGCUGUACCGGGAGCAGAUCCUGCCCCGGCUUGGCGACUUGGUGCUUCCGGCCACGCUGGCCGGCCGGCUCGUUCCGCGAACGGCCAUGGACCAGAACCCCGCCAGCGUCCAUAGGGCGCUUCGUGACAUCGCCGGCAGAGGCUACUCCUUGGUCGUCAUCGCGCUCAACGCCGUCAGCGCGGUGCGCAACCAGACGGCGCCGCCGAUUGCGCCGAACGCGGUGCAGCCCAAUUUCGUCCACGCGCACAGCUCCUUCAUGAUCAACCCCGGCUGGUCCAACGCGCUGCCGUGGUCCGAGGCCCAAGUCCUGCAAGAUGAGCUGGUCAACGAGAUCCUGCCGUUGUACGACGCUGCCGUCCCGGAUGCGGGCGUGUACAAGAAUGAGGCAAACUGGGCGGAAAAGGAUCUGAAGAACUCCCUUUACGCCGGAACGUAUCAGCGGUUGGAGAAAAUCAAGAAAGAGGUAGACCCAGCCGGACUUUUCUACGGCAUUGUGUCCGUCGGCUUCGACCAGUUCCAAUUGGACGGCAGCGGUCGCCUCUGCAAAAAGUAG
Molecule: messenger RNA, 1953 nt
Organism: Cordyceps militaris CM01
Lineage: Eukaryota; Fungi; Ascomycota; Sordariomycetes; Hypocreales; Cordycipitaceae
Product: isoamyl alcohol oxidase, putative
Exons: 5
Coding region: 1-1953 (650 amino acids)
Molecular function (GO): oxidoreductase activity; FAD binding
Source: RefSeq, a predicted model, not a curated record